AUGGCAUCAAUACGUGUUUGUAUGUAUAUACUGUAACAUUAGGGACACUCGCACAAUCGAAUACAAGUCAUAUAUUAAAUUGGGGAUUUACAAAGACGAUACUGUCCAAAGACGAUAAACCCAAGAUGCAGAGAUGACAGGCUUGGAAAAUGAAAAUAUGGUUUUAAUCUUCAAAAAAAAAAAAAAAAAGGCAAGGAAAACACAAACCAGAAACCAUGAAACAGUGGUCGGGAUCCAGGGACUAGCUCUCAGCUUCCAAAAAAAAGGCAGUCCACAGCAUACAGCAAACAAUACUCCAGCACUCACUGGAGGGCAAGGCAGGUUUAAAUAAUGCCUCUGAUAAGUGCUCAGGCAGCAUGUGAGCGGGUGAACACUAAUCGGAAGCGGGUGGAAAUGAUAAGUAACCAUGGUAACUAAAACAAACAAUGGUGCACAAAAAACAGGAACCAAAGGAGUCUUAGAUUGAAAAUAAAAAACAUAAUCCAGACCACAGAUCAUGACAGAUACAUUGAUGGUGUUAAGAAAAGUGAGUAGGGGUCCCAUUGUCUAAUUUACAUAAUUGGUCAUGGCGCACGUUCCUGUGAUUAUCAAGGAGGCUUCACGUAAAGUGAGUUCAAGAAAAAAAACUGGAAAAAGUCCACAAACGAAUUCCAAGACUUGGUCAGCAUGCGCAUUGUUGAGCUUGUCGUGACCCCAGGGUGCAGAGAUAGACGGUGACGUGCGGGUAAAAGAGUUUGAUGAAACUGGUAUUAUCAAUCAAUGUCAAUGUUUAUUUAUAUAGCCCUAAAUCACAAAUGUCUCAAAGGACUGUACAAACCACUAUGACUACGACAUCCUCGGAAGAACCCACAUAAGGGCAAGGAAAACUCACACCCAGUGGGACGCCAGUGACAAUGAUGACUAUGAGAAACCUUGGAGAGGACCUCAAAUGUGGGCAACCCCCCCCCUCUAGGGGACCGAAAGCAAUGGAUGUUGAGCGGGUCUAACAUGAUACUGUGAAAGUUCAAUCCAUAGUUGCUCCAACACAGCCGCGAGAGUUCAGUUCAAAGCGGAUCCAAGACAGCAGCGAGAGUCCCGUCCAGAGGAAACCAUCCCAAGAUGUCCCCAACCGAUACACAGGCGAGCGGUCCAUCCUGGGUCCCGACGAGCGAUCCACCCUUAUAAUGAAAGGUAGCAAACAGCCAGUUACAAGACAAAAAGUGACACAAUACAAUCAUUUAGCGGUGGUAAGGAGCAACAGGUGAACCUAAAUAGAAUUGAUUAACCAAUAGAAAACAGGUGCGCUAGUGGGAAACUAAGCAGAGAGUGAAGGUGCAGCAAAACAAAGAGUCCUACAGGAAAUACAAUAAAAACAAGAGCGCCACGACAAAAAAUGGUCCCAAACACUUAAAAACUAAGAAGGAAGUCCAAACUGUCAUGUGGUAUCAUGACAAUAACAACAAUAAGGUACCAGGAGAGUGGAAAAACAAGUUGCCGCUAUUUUGAAGCUAUCCGAUUAAUUACACCAAAACACUUCCAAAGUUUGCGGGUAAAUUGAUAUGAUCAAAAUAGAAUCGAUCGCACGGAGAUUCCCGAGCCAUUUUAAGAGUUGAUGAGCAAGCCAGUCACUUGAUCUGUGACAUUGAGUUAGGAACCACAGAUCCCUUCCCCAUUAACAACAAUACAACAGAUCCAAGAUGGCGGCGCCCGGACGGGCUGCGUCCUCGCGGAGCUGCUGCUAAAGAUGAAACAUUUGGCAGAAAUACCGGACAAUUCCACAGACUUUAUGGCUGGCUCACAUCGUGGUCACUCCGUGAUCACGUACGACCGCCAGACACUUCUGGAUGUGGACAUAUCGGGCCGUUUUGGACUGAUAGACGCGUGCGUGCUAAACAUGCUAACUAGCAUGGGAAUACGUCGGCGGCUACAUCCAGCGGCCUGUGAAGCAGGGGAGUCUAGUAGCAGCGGGGGCCGUCUACAGAGCAGACGCCAGCGGUGUGAUCGGAAACGCGGAUGUCGAGCGGGGCUAAAAACAAAGCAGAAGGCUAAUCCCCACAGAACACCACUUCCCUCCAUCCUGCAGCCAGAUUUAAAUGGAAAAUGCGAGACUACUGGUCUGGGUAAGGAGUCUGUUAAAUUAGAACAAGUUUUUUCUGCUUUGAGUGUUUCAGAGUUGGACAUGUGUGUUACUGAGGUGGCUAACUAUGAUGCGUGCAGUUUAUCAAAGCAACAAACAAACAAUCGGAAAAUGCCCGUUACUGAGGUGGCUAACCAUGAUGCGUGCAGUUUAUCAAAGCAACAAACAAACAAUCGGAAAAUUCCUGUCGUAUCAAUUCCUAGAUAUGGUCGUAACUAUACUAAAUGCACUGGGCAUAAUAAACACAACAUUAUUAAUAUUGCUACUACGGAUAAUUUGAUCAAAAACUCCCUAAAACAGCCCACUACCUAUAAUAUAGUUUUUUUAAACAUAAGAUCAUUGUCUCCCAAAACGUUAUUAGUUAAUGAUAUUAUCAGAGACAACAAUCUUAACGUCAUCGGUCUCAGCGAAACCUGGCUUAAACCAAACGACUUUUUUGCGCUAAAUGAGGCAUGUCCUCCUAACUUUACACAUGCGCAUAUUGCCCGUCCGCUUAAAAGGGGUGGGGGGGUCGCACUAAUAUACAACGAAAACUUUAACCUUAGUCCUAACAUAAAUAAUAAAUAUAAAUCGUUUGAGGUGCUUACUAUGAAGUCUGUCACACCGCUGCCUCUACACCUGGCUGUUAUCUACCGCCCCCCAGGGCCCUAUUCGGACUUUAUCAAUGAAUUCUCAGAGUUCGUUGCUGAUCUAGUGACACACGCCGAUAAUAUAAUCAUAAUGGGGGACUUUAAUGUCCAUAUGAAUACCCCAUCGGACCCACCGUGCAUAGCGCUCCAGACUGUAAUUGAUAGCUGUGGUCUCACACAAAUAAUAAAUGAACCCACGCAUCGCAACGGUAAUACGAUAGACCUAGUGCUUGUCAGGGGUAUCACCGUCUCCAAAGUUACGAUAGUCCCGUAUACUAAAAGUAUUGUCCGAUCAUUACCUUAUAAAAUUCGAGGUUCAGACGCAUGUUCGUCAAACUAAUAAUAAUAAUAACUGCUAUAGCAGCCGCAACAUUAAUACGGCCACAACGACAACUCUUGCUGACCUACUGCCCUCGGUUAUGGCACCAUUCCCAAAGUAUG
Messenger RNA from Nerophis ophidion (straightnose pipefish), 3186 nucleotides. RefSeq lists its product as uncharacterized. NCBI's taxonomy places the organism in Eukaryota, Metazoa, Chordata, Actinopteri, Syngnathiformes, Syngnathidae. Gene Ontology annotation, molecular function: catalytic activity. The coding region runs from base 1724 to 3085 and encodes 453 amino acids. The transcript has a single exon. The record is from RefSeq and is a predicted model, not a curated record.